Toxorhynchites rutilus septentrionalis is the source of this 2712-nucleotide messenger RNA. RefSeq lists its product as uncharacterized. The record is from RefSeq and is a predicted model, not a curated record. NCBI's taxonomy places the organism in Eukaryota, Metazoa, Arthropoda, Insecta, Diptera, Culicidae. Bases 1 to 2712 code for a protein of 903 amino acids. The transcript has a single exon.
AUGAUCAUUGGAGUGGACAGUUAUUACGACCUACUUCUCGAGGGUCUCAUUCGCCUCGGUUCAGGGCAGCCGGUGCUGCAAAAUACAUUGCUUGGAUGGGUCGUGUCUGGUAGAGUCGGAACUAGCCGACCAGAUCCGAAAAUAGUCAGUAUCGUUCACGUGUGUACUCAGGAUUUCGACGAGAAGCUAUCCAGAUUUUGGGAACUAGAAUCUUGCCAGUCAUCUAGCACCAUGUCAGUGGAAGAAUCGAUUUGCGAGGAUAAUUUUGCUGCGACGACCACGAGAGAUGCCUCUGGCCGAUUCAUUGUGGAACUUCCGGUAAAACCGUCCGUUGUGUCCAUGUUGGGAAACUCCUACGAAAUCGCCAAACGUCGCUUUCUGUCGGUGGAACGCCGUUUACAAGCCAACCCUCAACUCAAAUCCGCAUACUCGGCUUUCAUCGAAGAAUAUCUUCUGUUAGGACACAUGGAAGAGAUUACUGACAUCACGGUACCCACACAGUACACCCCCUACUACCUCCCACACCACUGUAUUCAGCGUCCGGAUAGCUUGACCACGAAGCUUCGCGUCGUGUUUGACGCGUCUUGUGUGACGGAUACUGGCAUUUCACUUAAUGAUGCGUUGAUGGUGGGGCCAGUAAUACAAGAUGAUCUUGUAUCUAUUAUUUUGCGUUGGCGAAUUCAUCAAUUCGUAUUUAUUGCCGACGUGGAAAAAAUGUUCCGUCAAAUCCUGAUGCAUCCCUCGUUUCGAUGUCUUCUGCGAAUACUCUGGCGAGAUGACCCUUCCCAGCCAAUUCGGAUCUUUGAACUGGCAACGGUUACUUACGGAACCUCUUCGGCACCAUACUUGGCCACUCGAUGCUUGCAAGAACUCUCCAAAGUAGGUCUACAGUCUCAUCCAGAUGCCGCAGAAGUUGUAGGCAAGGACUUCUACAUGGACGAUUUGCUAACGGGAUGUAGAGAUGUAGAAUCCGGAAGAAUUCUAGUCAAUCAGCUGCUCCAGCUUAUGUGCUCUGCUGGAUUCCAAUUAAGGAAAUGGUCAUCUAAUUCUUCGGAGCUUCUCGCCCACAUUCCGGAAUCUUUGCGAGAUGAACGCAACGUUCUUGGACUGGAUCCUGGCGCCUCGAUUAAAACCCUAGGGCUAAGGUGGGAACCAGCAUCAGAUGUUUUUGGUUUUCACGUUCCCAAAUGGAAGGACCACUCCCAUAUCACCAAAAGGAUUGUCGCUUCCGAUACUGCCAGUCUAUUUGACCCGCCAGGAUUUCUCGGACCCGUAAUAGUAGUCGCUAAAAUGUUUGUUCAGGAUUUAUGGCGCAGCAACCGUUCCUGGGAUGAACCUCUAGAGAAUGAAAUCCAGCAAGGUUGGCUGCAGUUUCGUUCUCAACUCGUUAUAGUCGAGACAAUUACCGUUCCACGUUGGGUUAUUCCGAUUGUAGAUCCGACCCACAUCGAACUCCAUGGGUUUUGUGAUGCCUCUGAACGAGCCUACGGGGCAUGCAUCUAUUUACGUGUCGUGUCUACCAGUGGGGAUACGUCUGUGAAACUUCUAACUUCAAAAUCGAAACUAGCACCGUUGGGAAAUACUCGCAAACAGAAAAAGAUCUGUCUAGCUCGGCUGGAGCUAUCAUCUGCAUUAUUAUUAUCCCACUUGUACCAGAAGGUCCAGAAAGCAUUGAACCUCUCCAUGAAGUGCUUUUUCUGGACUGAUUCCACGAUUGUGCUCCACUGGAUAUCGGCAGCUCCGUCCCGAUGGAAAACUUUUGUUGCCAACCGGGUUUCGGAAAUCCAACAUCUGACUGCUGAUGGAUUGUGGGCUCACGUUCCAGGAAGCGAGAACCCGGCGGAUAUAAUCUCCCGAGGAAUGCUACCAGCAGAACUCAAAUGCUGCACCGUAUGGUGGAAUGGGCCACCUUGGCUCAGUCAACCGAACCGAUUUUGGCCGCCUCUGGUUCGCCUUACAUCUGGAGACUUUCCUACUGACGAACUCGAAGAGCGUUCGAUAACACUUGUCAUUCAGACUAGGGAACCAGAUCCUAUCUUUGAUUUACGAUCCUCUUACGUCAAACUGGUAUCUCUAGUGGCACAUCUUUUGAGAUUUGUCCACAAUUGCAAGCAACGGAUGCAGCAGGAACGAAAAACUGGUUUUCUCCGUAUCAUUGAAUUUAACGAAGCACGGAACGUGCUCGUUCGUCUCGCCCAACAGGAAACUUUAGCCGACGAUAUCCACGCCAUAACAACUAACGGGGAAGUUAACCGCAACUCAAAAUUGAAGACUCUGACACCCAUUUUGGAAAAUGGAACACUCAAAGUGGGUGGCCGCCUUCAUAACGCCCUGAUUUCAGAAAACCGGAAACAUCCCAUGAUUCUUCCCGCAAAUCAUCGAUUCACGGAAAUGGUAGUCACACACUAUCACCUGAAGCUCCUGCACGCUGGAUCACAGCUUAUGAUCGCAAGCCUUCGCGAACAGUUUUGGCCACUGAGAGUACGCAACCUGGCGCGGAAAGUGGUGCAAGGCUGCAUAAAGUGUUAUCGUUGCAAACCUACUAUCCAAGAGCAGCUAAUGGGAGAUCUUCCCAGCGAACGCGUUACACCAACUUACCCCUUUUUGAAAACUGUUGUGGACCUCUGUGGACCUCUUUUUUAUCGCCACGUUGGCCGCAAAACUCCACCAGUCAAAUGUUUUGUCGCCAUUUUCGUGUGCCUGAGAAUUUAA